This is a messenger RNA of Manis javanica (Malayan pangolin), 5069 nucleotides long. It is a transcript of the gene TTC39A, whose product is annotated as tetratricopeptide repeat domain 39A. Lineage: Eukaryota; Metazoa; Chordata; Mammalia; Pholidota; Manidae. The record is from RefSeq and is a predicted model, not a curated record. Gene Ontology annotation, molecular function: protein binding.
GGCAUGGACCUCAGGUCUAGAAGAACUUUCGGGCCCCUGAUGGGGCUGGUGAGGAAGGAGCAGCUCUCGGUCCCGGGGGCGGUGCGCAGAGGGUACUCGGGCGGGGGUCCCUCAGACCUCGCGCGCCCGCGGCUCUUCCUGUCGGAGCUGGGGUUGGGGGCGCGCUCUGCAGGCGGCCGACCCGAGGCCCCCCCCUCGCCCUCGGCUCGGCCCGAAUCUCCAGCCGCGGCCCCAGCGCGCGGGUGGGCAGACCGAGGCCCGGCCCGGCCCCGCCGCCUUCCCCGCCCCCGGCGCGCCCCUCCCCGGCCGCCGCGUCCGCGGCUCGGCCGCACAGCGCCCGGCUCGGGGUUCCGGCCGCAGCACCUGGGCCGCAGCUGGCGUCCGGCGGGGGGCCGCUGCCCGCCCCCUUCCGCGAUGGCCACGGUCGGCGCCCCGGACACCCUGCCCACGGGGACUCCUGUGAGCAGCCUCCAUGAGGCCCUGGACCAGUGCAUGACUGCCCUGGAUCUCUUUCUCACCAACCAGUUCUCAGAAGCACUCAGCUACCUCAAGCCCAGAACCAAGGACAGCAUGUACCACUCAUUGACAUAUGCCACCAUCCUGGAGAUGCAGGCCAUGAUGACCUUUGACCCUCAGGACAUCCUGCUUGCUGGCAACAUGAUGAAGGAGGCUCAGAUGCUGUGUCAGAGGCACCGGAAGAAGUCCUCUGUAACAGAUUCCUUUAGCAACCUGGUGCACCGACCCACUAUGGACCAGUUCACAGAAGAGGAAAUCCAUGCUGAGGUCUGCUAUGCAGAGUGCUUGCUGCAGAGAGCAGCCCUGACCUUCCUACAGGAUGAGAACAUGGUGAGCUUCAUCAAGGGUGGCAUCAAAGUUCGAAACAGCUACCAGACCUAUAAGGAGCUGGACAGCCUGGUGCAGUCCUCACAAUACUGCAAGGGAGAGAACCACAGGCACUUUGAAGGAGGGGUGAAGCUCGGUGUGGGAGCCUUCAACCUGACCCUGUCCAUGCUUCCCACUAGGAUCCUGCGGCUGUUGGAGUUUGUGGGGUUUUCAGGAAACAAGGACUAUGGGCUGCUGCAGCUGGAGGAGGGUGCGUCGGGGCACAGCUUCCGCGCCGUGCUCUGUGUCAUGCUGCUGCUCUGCUAUCACACCUUCCUCAUCUUUGUGCUGGGCACUGGGAACGUCAACAUUGAGGAGGCAGAGAAGCUCUUGAAGCCCUACCUGAAGCGAUACCCCAAGGCCGUGCGGCGCUUCGAGGAGUGCUGCGAGGCCCAGCAGCACUGGAGGCAGUUCCACCACAUGUGCUACUGGGAGCUGAUGUGGUGCUCCACCUACAAGGGCCAGUGGAAGGCGGCCUACUUCUAUGCCGACUUGCUCAGCAAGGAGAACUCCUGGUCCAAGGCCACUUACAUCUAUAUGAAGGCCGCCUACCUCAGCAUGUUUGGGAAGGAGGACUACAAGCCAUUUGGGGAUGAUGAAGUAGAGUUGUUUAGAGCUGUACCAGGCCUGAAGCUCAAGAUUGCUGGGAAAUCUCUACCCACGGAGAAGUUUGCCAUCCGGAAGUCCAGACGCUACCUCUCCCCCAAGCCCAUCUCAUUGCCAAUCCCUGCUCUGGAAAUGAUGUACAUUUGGAAUGGCUACGCUGUGAUUGGGAAGCAGAAGGAACUCACAGAUGGGAUACUUGAGAUUAUCACCAAGGCUGAAGAGAUGCUGGAAAAGGACCCAGAGAAUGAGUACUCAGUGGAUGAUGAGUGCUUGGUGAAGCUGCUGAAAGGUCUGUGUCUGAAAUACCUGGGCCGUGUCCAGGAAGCCGAGGAGAACUUCAGGAGCAUCUCUGCCAAUGAAAAGAAGAUUAAAUAUGACCACUACUUGAUCCCAAAUGCCCUGCUGGAGCUGGCCCUGCUGUUUAUGGAGCAAGGCAGAAAUGAAGAAGCUGUCAAACUCUUGGAAACUGCCAAGCAAAACUAUAAGAAUUACUCCAUGGAGUCAAGGACACAUUUUCGAAUUCAGGCAGCCAUACUCCAAGCCAAGUCUUCCCUAGAAAAUGGCAGCAGAUCCAUGGUCUCGCCAGUGUCCUUGUAGUUUUGUGAUGUGUUCCUGGGCUAGAAGAAAGACAGCUGAACAGAGCUCCUGCAAACAUUUCAAGAAGAUCCCCUUUCCCCCUACCCUGCCUUUGGGGUCCACCGGUGCUCCAGUGGGAUGGCACGACACGGGUGUCCCUGCAGACGUGAAGCCGGUAUUUCUACCAGUGUGGCCAAGGACCUUUGUCAAGGGCACAGCAGGUGGAGCCCUCUGCCUGCCCUGUCACAUGUACGGGUACUUGUUUUUCACUGUGAUGUUUAAGAGAAUGUAUGAACAGUUUACAUUUUCCUUAGAAAUACACUGAUGGGAUCAUAGUUGGGUUAAAAAGAAAACCCACCAACCACCUGUAAAUCUUCCUUUAGCCUAUGUGGAUCUGGAGGUAAAUCUAUAUGGUGUUAAAGUCCAAAUGCUUUUCAAACUUCAGCAAGGUCUCAGCUCCUGGGGCUGGAGGGGCCCUCAGGAGAGUCUACACCUCAGGUUUCAAGGCUUCUGGGGAUUGGAUGUAGAGGUUGCCCAGACACCCAUUACCUGACUUCUUACACUACAUUUACGCUUCCUUUGUAACUUUAGUUUAAAAAAAAAAAUCAAAGACAUCUUUUUAGUGAAGUAAUUUUCAUUUGAGUCCAUCUCUAGAAAAAAAAUCUGUCUCCACCCAUGAGGAGUGUGGAUGCUGAGGCCUGGUGGAAGAGGAGCUGUUGUGACUUUUUUUGUGCCGAAGCCAAGUUUUGGGGGAGGUUCUCAGACACCAGUCUGCAGCCUCACUGUAAGCCAAACCCAAACCACUGGAACUAACUUAAGAAACAUAAAAAUCUUCUGUACUUCACCCCAAGGUACAUUUACAGACAGCAUUUCUCUCCUGGAAUGGUUAUCUUGGCCUAUUGUUUUAGAUUUUUCAGUUAAAAGAGAUAUUUAAGUAAUAAAACUUGAAUACUUAAGAGAUCAUGUAACAGCUAUUUAAGUAUAGUAAGUGUUGCUUGAAUUCUUCAGGUCAGAAAGUUUGGAUAAGAAGCCAUGUGGCCCAGGUGUAUUUUAUUUAGACAUCAUGUUUAAAAACUUUUUAGAACAAGUUAUUAACAUUUAAAAAUGGGGAGAUUUCACAAAUCUGGUUUCUGGCCUCAUUCCUCCAAGGCAACAAGGCAACAAUCACUUGGAGCCAAGUAGAAGUUCCUUAAAGUACUUAUAUUACCUUUCUGGACCCUAAAAGCAUCUGCAUUUGCAACCUCUGGUGACUAUUAAAGUGGGAACUCAAGUUCAGUGACUAACAGCAUGUUUUGCCAGCAGCAUACUUCAGCAUAACCAUUUGCUGGGAGGAAAAGUCAUAUACACAGUAAAAAUAUUCAUCUGAGAAAAUGUGACUCCUCAAAUACAUGAAUGCAAUUUCUGUAUGGGAAGAACCACAGACAGUUCAAUCUUCUAGCACUGCUGUGUUUAGCAAACACUUACAGGGGCUGGGUGAGUUAAUCUAUUAAUAUACAGUCAACCACCUCCUGUGACGGAUAUUGAAUGAAGCCCAUGGGUUUUAGGUAAAGCAUAUUCUUAUUAGGAAAACCAACUGUCAUCCAAGAUCUUCUUUAACCCUUAGUACUGUCAGCAAAAAUAUUAUGAAAAUAAAGAUUCUCAGUUUGUUAGAACUAGACAAGAGGAAGUUCUCUGUAAGAGAGCAAGCCCUUUGCAGGCUCUCCUUCAAAGCCUGGGUGCUAGGAGACUAGCCUGCUUCUAGUUUGUUAGGCAGGGCAGGUAAGAGGGGUGACUGGAACCAGGCUGAAUGAGGGUGGCCUUUUGUGGCUCUUGCACAUACUGGAACAUGACCUACUGCUGUACAAAAGCAGUACUGGUCAUGAGAUGCUGAAUGUAUAAUCUGCAGUUUACAAAAAACUUCUAUCUCAACAUUCAUUUUAGGUGCUUUUGCUUGUUUUUUAAAAAUUUAUGCCAGGGUGGUUUCCUUGUUGAUGUUUGUUAUCUGAUUUCCUGCUGCCUAUGUCAACUUUACCUCCGCUGCCUGGGCUGCAUCUGGCUGGUAAGAGAAAUCAGUGGGUUUAAUAUCCUUAAUCUCACCUGUAGCUUAAGAUAGUCUAUCAAAAAACAUUUAUGUAAAGGAGGGUGAAGAUGUUGGGUGUCUGACACCACCAUAUACUUGGGCAGCGGCCCUAGAAGGUGAAAAUCCUGCUGUAGGCUUCUCGUUGUGUCUUCAGGUCACUUCUGGUCAUUGCUUCUCUAAUAGUGCAUCUGCUCUGGGACACAUCAGGUGGAGAGUUCUGGCCUUAGAAAUAAGACCUGAAUUCUAGUCCCUGCUUUCCUACUGAUUUUCAGUGACCCUGGGAAAAUAAAUUAUGGACCCUCGAAAAAUCUGUAAUUUGGACUAGAUUAAAGCUCCUUCCUGCUGUCAAUAGUCCUAACUCUGGCUAAGUAUGUUUCUGAGGUUUCAUCUCCAAAAUGAAGCCAGACACCUACCUCCCUACUGCCAAAGCCUUGUGUCCUCAAGCAAUUCAACCAGAAAUGACAGGCUUCCUCACUCAGGGCCACUACAGUAGCCCAGGACACCCAGGGAACAACCCUCAUUUGGGAAAAGUCUAAGUCCACUGCUACACUGACAAACUCAGUUGUUAGACAAGAAACAACUGUGUAACAUCAUCUGAACAGGGUAUUGGCAACAUACAAUCUAUCUCAACCUCUCACUGGCCAUAGGCCCUUAGACACACAGGGUGGCUUCCAGCAGUGUUAGUCACUAUCAGUUCUCCCAUGUGUUGGCAGGAUUCCCUAUUCCUUAUCUCUCAAGUCAGAAUGUGAGUGUUUCCAACAGCUAUCAUCAUUCACAGCAAAAAGCCAUGACCUGACAGCAAAGCCAAGACCCUAAAUAAAGCCAACUCAAGACUUGGCUGAAGUCCAGGUGGGAGAUUCCCAGCACCUGAAGAAUGGCACAGGAGGUUUUCAGCCUGCUGAGUGCUAGAAUCAUGAAAAUAAAAUAAAAAACAAAAUCCAAAGAC